UAUCUUUUCCUCUUUCUCUCUCUCGCUCUCACAGACACAAACACACACAACAGACAGACAAACCAACAUUUUCUCAGCUUCUGGCAUGACCUCAUAUGUUCAUGGGAUUUUCAUGCGGGGAUCAUUUUGACGAAAAAGAGAGCCAGUUUCCCUUGAUAGAUGAGACCAGUGCAACACAACAACAAAACAGCAUCAUCAUGGAAGUGAAUCAUCUUCAAGGGGUUGAUAAAAACACUGAUUUCUGUCCAGUUGAACACCCUAUGGAGCCACCAGAUGAAGAUCGUCCAGUGAAAUGCCCAAUGCCCGAGUCUUCUGUCAUCAAUGACGACAGGAUGCAUGAAAAAAGGUUUGCAGAAAGCUUAAGGAAGAGAGGAGAGACAGCCGGGGUCAUGGCAAACGGUGAAAGAACCACCAUCAUGGACGCAGAGCCUCCAGCUCGAGGAGUUCGAAAGCGGCAUCACACCCUCACACACGAAGGAGGAGACCUUGUGAUGACUCCAUUAAUGAGAAUGCCACCUCUCCCUCCCCUACCAUCCCAGAAUAUCACCAUCUUUCAGGUGCUUCAGCAGUUGGAUAAGUUUGAGUCUUAACAAAGAAAUAAAUUCCAUCACAACAUUUCAUGUAACCAGGGAUGCAUUUUGAUUAUAAGCUGAGUGAGCUGAAUAGGACAAGACAAAAAGCUUUGGAGCAUCAAGACCCCAAGUCGUCAAAAAAGUGUAUCUCACGUUUUCUACUAAAUCAAGAUAUUUUUAUACUUUCUGCAAAUGUGCAUAUUACACAAUUUGUCGUGCAGAGACAUGUUGGAUAAAAUACUUGAGGUAAAAAAUUGAUGUCCCCAACUAGGCACGUCAAUAAUUGCAUGUCAAGUGCUCUACUUAAAAUUUCAAAACCUACUUAACUACGACCCAUCAAAAUGAGUGGAGUGAAUUUCAUAUAGAUCAAACGCACUUGUCCAAAUGUAGGCAUGCAGGCCCAUGUCCAUUGAAAGAGAAUAAAAAUAAAAAAGGAAA
Messenger RNA from Cajanus cajan (pigeon pea), 1010 nucleotides. RefSeq lists its product as uncharacterized. The record is from RefSeq and is a predicted model, not a curated record. Lineage: Eukaryota; Viridiplantae; Streptophyta; Magnoliopsida; Fabales; Fabaceae.